Molecule: messenger RNA, 2733 nt
Organism: Aspergillus mulundensis
Lineage: Eukaryota; Fungi; Ascomycota; Eurotiomycetes; Eurotiales; Aspergillaceae
Product: putative gamma-tubulin complex component GCP5
Exons: 2
Coding region: 1-2733 (910 amino acids)
Biological process (GO): cytoplasmic microtubule organization; mitotic cell cycle; meiotic cell cycle
Cellular component (GO): equatorial microtubule organizing center; gamma-tubulin complex; centrosome
Molecular function (GO): microtubule minus-end binding; gamma-tubulin binding
Source: RefSeq, a predicted model, not a curated record
AUGACUAUGGCAGCCGCCGAUAAUCCGAAAAGCGCGACUGAAGACCUUAUCGUUGCGGUCGCGAAGACGGGCAAGGACACUGCUCGCUUCCGAGCGCUCAAACGUCGCGUCGAUGAAUCUCUCAAGACAUCGCUGCAUGGGCGGACUGACCAGUUUGCUGUAGCGAAGCAACUUGAAGGGCUACUGGAGAAAUUCCGGGUUCUCAACCGCGACGAUCUGGCCGAUGCGCUUCAGCCAAGACUCGCUGAAUUGGACGAGCACCGCAGCAACGUGUUUCCGGAGCUUCUCUCUUUCCUUCUGCAGCUUGCAGAUCGGCCGGCUCAACUCUCGAACGUUGAUCGGCUUGCAAAGCCCCAACCCCAGGACGAGGAGCAGCAGCUCUCGUGGACCGACUUCGAUGCCUCCGGCGCCGCAUAUUGCGACGAGGAUAUCUGGGAAAACGUCGACUAUGGUGCUAGCUCAUCCGAGGAGGACGAUAUCUCUUCAAUAUCCAGCGACCAUCAGGCUCUCCGAAGCUUCACUCAAAUCGCCUCGGAAGAUGACUACGUGAUUCCCGACAGCAUAUUCUCUUCAGGGGAAGAUGAAGCUCUUGUGACGUCCAUCAAGAGCGUGCAGUUCUGGAGGGAUGAGAAUAGGUCGAAUCACUCGGAAAGCACCAAAGAAUCUUUCCAGGAGUUGACCGAGCUUCAAAUCGUAAGGGAAGCGAUUUUCAUGCUGCAAGGAUUGCCAACGUCUCUUUUAUGGCGGGUUGACGGGAACGUUGAGGUGGACCGACGGUAUACACUUUCACACUUGUCUCAAGAGGCGCUUUCGUCCGUCUUGCGCUCAAUAAGCGCUUGUGGGACUAAGAUUGACGCUCUAAGACGAUUUACCAGAGCGCCGCAAUCCGCUGCUUACAUGCAAACGUUCCACCGCAGCAUCGAGGACUGCUUGCACAAGUUCGAUGUAUUUCUCUCCGACGUGCAGUCCCGGUUCCUUGCAAAAGGCUCGUCGGUGGCCAUAAGCCUCCUGCAGUUGUCCGAUGAUGUCCAGCGCGAAUCAAAAUUGCUCAUCCUCCUGGCUGACCUCGUUUCUGAUAUCGACAAAACCGGAGCAGCAAAUGGUGUUCAAUGCUUGGACCUCCUAUUCGAUUUGGUAUGCAUCACGCAAGCAGCUGGGGACGACGAGAAUUUUGCUCUGUUAGCCAGUAUCUUUUUCUCAUCAUUUGAAACCUACGCUCGUCCUCUUUAUCGCUGGAUGGAAAGCGGCCAGCUAGAAAGCCCUGAGUUAUUUUUCAUCUCCGAGAACCGCCAGAAAAAUGACUUGCGGACGCUAUGGCACGACUGGUAUAUGCUGGAUACGCAAUCGGAGCUAGCGAGGAUACCCAAUUUUCUCCGCCCUUUUGCUCAUCGGAUAUUCAUCACUGGCAAAAGUAUGGUCUUCUUGAAUCGCUUGAACAAGGCCGAGAGCCUAGAGGCACAGGGCAAAACAGCUCUAAGCUUUGAGGAUGUCUGUCCCUCUGACCCGUCGUCACUCUGCCUUCCGUUUUAUGCACUGCUUGACGCUGCCUUCAGCAAAGUGGUCAACGAUAAUCACGCAUUUACAUCGUCUCUCCUGCGGAAGGAGUUGGACGAGCAAUGCGGUUUAUGGAUAUCGCUCCAGGCCCUGGAACAUAUCCAUCUCUGCAAGGAUAUAAGCCUGAUUGGACCGAUCGACACCAAGAUAUUUGAGCUGAUUGACCGAAGAAAGGGUGGAUGGAGCGACAGGUUUCUGCUCACAGAGCUCGCUCAAACAGCAUUCGGCUCCUUGCCCUUCAUCGACCCGACCCGACUAAUCGUCCGGUCCGGCAAAGACGCGGACAACCGCAGCCGCUCAGUGAAGGUGCUUUCAAGCCUAUCUUUCGAUUACAUUCUGCCCUGGCCUGUCGCAAACAUCAUCACCAAAGACGGCAUCGCCGCCUACCAGCGCGUUUCAACCUUCCUGAUGCAGAUCCGCAGAGCAAAGUACAGCAUCGUGAAACAACGCCUCCAAUACUCUCACCACGAACCCAGUCAAAACUCGAACCCCAGAGGCCAAACACUCAGUUACGCCCUCCGCCACAACCUACUCUGGUUCCUUAAUGUCCUCUACAGCCACCUCACCGGCUUCGUCAUCUCAUCCACCACCGAAUCACUACGUAAAUCCCUCUCGACUGCCACCGACGUGGAUUCUAUGAUAGCCGCGCACCGCUCAUACAUGGCAUCGCUAGAGGAGCAGUGUCUCCUCUCCAAGAACCUUCACCCCCUCCACCAAGCCACAAUCACCAUCCUCGACCUCUGCAUCUCCUUCGCAGACUUGCACGCCUUCCACUCCCAAAAUCAAAAGCAACACGCAGACCCAACCCAAACGCCUCGUCGACAAGUACCAGGGAAACCAUUCAAGACAAGCCUAACGCCAACGCCCCGCAAGACACGUUAUGAGUACUCCUACGGAGACGAAGAAGACACAGACGAGGACUUCGACGAAGCUAACUCCCAGUCUGAAGAUGAAGAUGAUGACGAAGCCGGGAACCACGAUUGGCCGCAUCGUCGAACGCCGCUCCACGAACCUCAGUAUGUUCAGCGCUUGAAGGAUAUCCAGGGCCAGUUUAACCACCUCGUUGCGUUCCUGGCUGCGGGGUUAAAGGGCAUUGGGCGCGUCGAUGGACAGGUUAGUUGGGAGAUGCUGGCGGAGAAGUUGGAGUGGAGGAAGGAGAGGGCCGCUGGAUGGCCAUAG